Messenger RNA from Trichoderma harzianum CBS 226.95, 1799 nucleotides. RefSeq lists its product as hypothetical. The record is from RefSeq and is a predicted model, not a curated record. Gene Ontology annotation, molecular function: FAD binding; catalytic activity. The transcript is spliced from 2 exons. NCBI's taxonomy places the organism in Eukaryota, Fungi, Ascomycota, Sordariomycetes, Hypocreales, Hypocreaceae. The coding region runs from base 230 to 1711 and encodes 493 amino acids.
GGUAUAUUGGCUGACAUCUGAUCGUGUCUACUAUUUACGCCCUUUCAAUGCCGUGUAACCGCCUGAUAUCUGCUCAUAUCGACUCUUUAUGUCCCUUCAAAGUGGUAUAAAGACCGACGUGUCGUCAUUCGUCAUUCCGGUUGUCUAUAUCUCAAAAACUCUAGACAUCGUUUCAACAUUGAAGAAAACAACUCGUUCUCUCUACGGUCCAUCAUAUCUGCGUUGAACAAUGGCAUCCAUCACCGCUGGCCCCGAGUUUCAUGAUGCACCUCCCCCGGGCUUCUCUUCAGCGCCAAUAAUUGCACAAGAUGCACCAGCCCUCCUUGGAUUGCAUCACGAAAUUCCCCAACUCCACAUCUACACAGCAUCCACUGCGGACUAUGAGGGCCUAAACAGAGUCAACGAUAGAGCUGUCACGACUCUCCCUGUAGCUGCUGUGCGCCCGACAAAUGAAAAGGAAGUUUCCACAACGGUGCGGUACAUCUCGCAGAAUGGCCUGGCUUUGGCUAUUCGAAACUCAGGUGUAGAUCAAGGCGGCCGGAAUCUUGCCUUUGGACCUAAAGAUGUCUCGCUCGAUGUUCGCUCACUGGACAAGAUAGUCCUUUCUGCAGAUAGGCGCGAAGCGACUAUUGAAGGAGGUGUGAUAGGCGGGAAGUUGCUCAAGUUUCUAGACGAUCAUGGCCUCACGACGCCCACGGCCUUUUCUUCCGCGGUUGGCUACGUUGGUUGGGCUUGUGGCGGUGGUUAUAGCUCGUUGAACGGUAUAAUGGGUUUGGGUGUGGAUAACAUCCUUGGUGGAAGAGUUGUAUUGGCAGAUGGGAGAAUCAUGGACACAGACGAUGCCGGCUCUGACCCCGAUCUACUGUGGGCGCUUCGUGGUGGCGGCGCUGGUCUUCUCGGAGUGGUCACAUCGCUUCGUGUUCGUGUGUACCGCCGCCCCGAUUGUUUGGCGGGGAAUAUCAUCUUUCCGUUGACAGAAGCGCCUCAAAUCGCCCGGCAACUGAAUGAACUAUACGCAUGGAAGAAACCUCCCAAGUUUGCGGGCGAUGUUGCUGUCAUCGAUCCAACUGGAGGCGGCGCUAUAUUUUCCUUUCUAUUCUUCUGGGCUCUGGAGGAGGACCGCAGCGACCUCGAGGAAGCAAAAGAUUACCUUGAGCGUGUUCUCAAGUUUGGAACCGUUAUAGCCAAUACGGCCGCAGAGACAACCCCUCACCAAUUUCUAGUGUCAAUUCCCCAACCUCCACUUUACGGCGAUCUCAUACAUUUUCGACUGACAGCUUCAGUACCCAGCUGGUCAGAAGAGCUGGGGCGCAUCAUAUCAGAGCCAAUGCCAACUCCUUCAUCAAUAAUCAUUAUGCAUGACAGUCACGGUGCUGGAACACGUGCGUCUGGCUCUGCCGUGGACAGCGCUGUCUUUUCAAACCGUGAGCCGCAUUUGAUGUUCGGGUUCUUCGCAUCAGCACCCCCAAAUGAUCAAGAGGGGCUAGAGAAAUCCAGAGCAUGGGCAUACAGAUUGAUUGAAAAUGUUACAAAAGCAGGACUUGCUAUGCCAACUCGCUACAUCAACUUCACUCAUCCCCUGAAGGGCGACGGAUUUGGCUAUUACGGAGCGCAGGGACUGACUCGCAUCAAGGCAGUUAAAGACCGACUUGAUCCCUUGAACCUGUUUACUAAGAAUACGCCAGACCUGACCGAGACACUGAGUGCUUGAGAGCUAAUCCCAACAUAUUUGUCGUAUAAUAAUCUAUCUUAAACUGCUUCUGCAAACUCGAUCUGUUGUGCUUUAUCGCCCUUUUCGC